Pisolithus orientalis is the source of this 890-nucleotide messenger RNA. RefSeq lists its product as uncharacterized. The record is from RefSeq and is a predicted model, not a curated record. The transcript has 2 exons. Bases 117 to 593 code for a protein of 158 amino acids. Lineage: Eukaryota; Fungi; Basidiomycota; Agaricomycetes; Boletales; Pisolithaceae.
CGUCCGACGAUCGUGUGAAACCACUCCACCAGAACCACGUCUCUCCCUGAACGUCUCUCUGGGACCUGUAAUCCACCAUUCCUGCCACGUUAAUAUUGACGACCUAAUAAUUAAGCAUGUCUGGCAAAGAAAUGUUUACGCUUUCAUCCCUUUCACUUACGUCGGCGGACUGGGAUCGCUCCGAGAGUGACAUUCACCCCCCUCCGAAUGGACGCGUUGCUUCGAGUGCAACACCGCGGAAUUCAGUGGUGUUUCCGGGAAAUGGCACAGAGGAUACUCCGGGCCGGACUUGUGGGGGGAGGGGAGGUCGGUCGCUGAGUGAGCUGAUGAGGUUACACGCGGAGAAGGGGACCGAUGUGACAUUUACUGCUGAGGAAGUGUCGAGUGUCGCUGACGUUCUUAAGCAAUGGAUAAAUUCGGGGACGUCACCCUACGAAGGCGAAGAUGAUUUCUUUUCGCGCUCGCAUGACGACUCUUUGCUGGCAUCCAGGCGAUCUUCACGGCACCCAUCGGACACAUUUAGCAGACCUCGCGGUCAGAGUGAGAGCACAGUGGUACCGCGAUCGCCAAAGCCCGAUGCAUCCUUUUCAUGACCAGCCGCUGAUUCACCUCUCAAUCCUUCCCUCUUCGACCCGAAUUUUCUCGUUCUUCCGUGGUUUCUUUCGGUCUCCUUCUAGACUUACGACUGGCCUCACGACUCACGACUACUUACGACCUGUUACGACCGCCAUGACUACCUUAUUUGUAUUCCUUUUCCUUGGAGCCAGUAGAGCAAUACUAUUCCUAUCGGGACAACUUUAGGAAAUGCAUUUUUGGGGAUGUCUGAUCUACCAGUACUAGUACUUGACAGUCCAACUGAGGUUGACUAUUACGUCGCUGUGAUUUUUCCG